Molecule: messenger RNA, 6607 nt
Organism: Ylistrum balloti
Lineage: Eukaryota; Metazoa; Mollusca; Bivalvia; Pectinida; Pectinidae
Product: AN1-type zinc finger protein 3-like
Exons: 6
Coding region: 62-835 (257 amino acids)
Molecular function (GO): zinc ion binding; DNA binding
Source: RefSeq, a predicted model, not a curated record
CCCAGUCGCCACGGCGAUACCCGUAUAAAAUCUUAAUUUCACCUCUUCUGAUCCCAAAAUAAUGGAGGAAUCAAAGAGCAGUGAACCAUCUCGCUGUCCGUGUGGCUUUUGGGGAUCCCCCAGUACACUGGGACUUUGCUCUACAUGCUACAAAGCACACCAAGAAAAAACCCAAGAUGCAUUGAAAAGUACACCCGACCAUAUGAUCAGGAAGCAAGAUUCUGGGCGACAGCUAAUGUCACGAUCACAUGACCUGGAGAGCAGCAACAACACUCCACAACCUAGCUCAUCCAAAGAUAAUUCAGUGCAAGCCGCUGAGAAUCUCUCAGAAAAAUUACAGGAACAUCUGAAACAUAUACCUGUGACAGAAAAUGUUUGUAUAGACACUAGCAGUGAAUUACAGACAACAUGUCUUACCACCAAUAAAAACUUUAACUCUGCCAGUAGUGAGGAGAACAAUACAAACCAGAAUGGAAAGUGUAGUAAUACAGACACGGCACAAGGACCGUCGGCUGUCGGGUCAAAUACAGAGGAUGAAACCAGGGGUAUAAAAAGACCUUUAGAACCAGAUUCCACUCCAGAAUCUACCCCAGAGAAAGGAAAACAAAAAAAUAGAAAGCGCUGCUUCCAGUGUAAUGCAAAGCUGGAGUUAGCUCAACGACAGAUUGGAAGAUGUCGAUGUGAAUUGAUCUUCUGUUCAUUACACAGACUGCCUGAGCUCCAUAACUGUGAAUUUGAUCACAAAGAAGAUGGGCGACUUCAGGCUCGCCAAAAAAUGGUUAAACCUACCAGGCAUUUAGGAAAUGAAUUUAGACGUCUGGAGUCAGACUCGUGAACCUGCCAUAAACUUUCAUUUCAUUUACAUCAAUAUUUCUUUUGUCUCUUGCAAACUGCCACUGUUUAAAUGAAGCAUGAAUUUCCACUUGCUGAAUGCAUUUUUAUAGAAGAUUUGAGUGUAAACAUUUCAGAUGUAUGUCAAUUUCUCAGUCAAAGAUUUAUAAUUAGAAUCAUGCUUUAUUUACAUUUUUUCUUCCCAGUGAAAAGUUCUGUGUCCAAGCAAUACAAUGUAAUCUCAGCCAGAUUGAGUGAUUACUGAUGUUAAUGUGCUAACAACAUCAAUGCACAUUCUAAGCCAAAUUUUUUUUCAUAAUUUUUCCUUUUUUUUCUUCUCAAUUUUCUGGGCAAGUUUUGUUGUCCUGAGGUUGAAAUAGAUAUAUUUCAAAUUAUAAUACAUGUGCAUAGUUCAUAAUUUUCAUUGAACAUUGAAGUCACAAAAUAGAAACGCACAUAUCAUCAUAUGGAAAAUACUUUCCAGGGUGCUUUUUAUUGUAAUAUUUAUUUUCAUCCUUUUUUUGUUGCUUCUGAUUUGCAAAGAAACAACUAUUCUAUGUUUAGAAUGAUAUAUUUCUGAGAAAACAGUGCUGUUACAGGAGAUUCCUUCCCAAUGUACAGAUGUGAUUUUGUGUUUGACAGUAAGAGAUAAACACACAACUUUGAUUGUUUUAUUUGUUGUAAGGUUUUUCAUUCAAACUGAGCAUUCUAAGUGUAAGUAAUAACAGCUUUACUUACUCUCACAUUCACCCAGUAAUAGAUUUGUAAUGACAUCAGAUUUAAUUAGCAUGAUAUAGAUUGUACAAUAUCAAUUAAGUUGUUAUCUGUGUGUCUACACCUUGCAAAAUAUUGAACAAUGGAUUCAGAUGUUGCUUUCAGGUUAGCCAUUGGGGAUGGCUGUCUCCCUUUUUUGUAACUAGGUCAGAUAGUUGUCUCCCUUCCCUUAACUAGGUUAGAGUGUGGUGUGUAAUGCAGUUUCACCAGACAUUCACAAACUGUUCUGAUUCAAUUCUAAGUAGUAACUACAAUACACCUAUUUCUGGUUAAAAGAAAAACUUGUGUAUACCGGUGUAGAACAGCUUUAUUUUUUCUUUGUAAUUAAGUUAUGAUGAGAGUGUCAAUAAGAUUUGUUACCAGACUCUCCGAUAUCCAUCACCAAUUUAUGUUGUCCUUAAUGUCAGAUCUCUACAUCAACUUUACUAUGCAGUAGUUAAUUCUGAAUGAAAAUUGGAAUGGACAGCAUCACAUACCAUUGUUGUCAUGUCAGGUCUUUUGAUUUGCGUUUCAUUACUGAAACCAAUAUUUUCCAUCUGUAGAUUUAGCAGAGCAAUCAAAGUGAUUGAUUUUUGACAGAUAAUGAAGCUGUGUUAAUGUUUGUACAUUAAGUCUCUACAUAUGUAUGCUGAUUGGAUUCCCAUAUCUCAAAAGAAACCCUGAUGUUAGAUACCUGUUGACCUGUGACCUCUAAACCAAUGUGGAGUAACAAUCAAUCUAGUUAAGAUUGGACUUGUAAUUGAUGCUCAUCUACGAUAUGCUGCAAUAUAAGUACAAUUUUGAUUAGCUUGGAGUGUUAAAUAUAUUUGUUGGCAGUUGACCUUCACUUAACCUCCAAACAAACUCUGUAGUAACUUUGUUUUUAUGAAUACAGUGGUAUGUCAUUGCUUGAUUUUAUCAAAUUCAGAGAUGCAAAAGUAAAGUUGGAAUUUUUGACCUGAUUGUGAAGACUAUGAAAGUUAUAUUUAUACCUACAAAAUGAGUACAUGUGAACUAAAAGGUACUACAAUGUAGUCUUAUAUAUUUAUAGAAUAUUUUGUGACUUGUGUUGAGGUUUUUCCUCAUUGUAGCUGAAACAACAAAGUGAAACUGUGUUGGAUACUUUCUUCAGUUAUUUAUGUAUCUGUAAAAUGUUACUUUGUAUGUGGUUUACUCAUACAGCAAGCUGUUUUAUUAAUAACAUUGUAAAAUUUCAAAAAAUGCUUAAACAAAGUUUCUAUAUGAAGUUCUCAGUCACUACAUUUUGGCUGCAUGAUACAGAAUUGGUCAGAUUUUCAUAGUUACUUUUAAUUAUUAACAACAUAUGUCUACGCCUAUGUAAUAUACAACUGAUAAUGGUAUGUACCUGCUGCAGUAGACCAAAUCUGUGGAUGUCUCUUGAUGCUUAUUGCUGUGGAAAUAUUUUUUACCAGUAUUUACCAGUAAAGAAAGAUUACUUGGAAUUAAGACACUGACUGGAGAGAGCACUCUGGAACACUUUUUUACCUAAAAUAAUUACAGGUGUCUAGACAAAGUAUAUUUUUCAGUAUUUGUGUAGGGUAGGGAUGUUUUUAACUUUCAAGGAUACCACCAUUUAACAACAAUACGCUAUUUAAAACCAUAUUUUUUUUAAAUUUGAACAAAUGUUGUAAUGCAGCUAUAGGUCUGGUACUCCUUUAUAAACGCAAAUCUGAAUCCAAAGGUGUCUGGCUCAUGUGAGUAAAUUGGUGUGGUGUUGGAUUGUGUGGCUGUUGGAUCCUCCGAUAUGUACGCUGUAUAUUUGCCUGACUGUAGGCUGUUAUUGCUGUACACAAGAUCAUACCCGACUUGAUUUUACAUAAUAUAUCCCUGUAAAUAGCCAUGAAUUCUACAAGUUUGUGUAAAAGUGUGUUUAUCAUUUCUACAAACCCACACAUUUGAAAUGAUUCUGUGUAACUAUUGAAUCAUCACCCUGUUAAUGUUGAUUGUCUGUUACCAGUUCUGUAUUGUCCUAUAUAUGUUAUCAGUUUGGAAAGAACAUUAAAUCACCCUGUACCAAACAUACAUGUUACACAGCUUUCUACAGCUGUAGUAAGGUUGAUAUGGUUAGCUACUUUACUGGAAAAAAAGAAAUUGUGAAGAUAUUAUCAAAUUUCCAAGGGAACUUAAUCUGUGUUAUUAAAGACGUUUUGAUGAUGUGAUGUUGUAUUUCUGACGGGUAACAAAUGAUAGUUCUGUCAGGUAGUUAUUUAUUUGUAUACAUGUCAAAUUUUAUUUAGGAAACACUAGGAAUAUUACAUUAUUACUGAAAUUUAUUAGUUCCUGGAAUAUUUACCAAUUGUUAUCAUACAGCAUAGUGAUAGAUAUGUCUCAUGUAUGAGUUUUCAUUUUACAUGAAAAUGAAACAUGUUUUCUAAUUUCUGUAAUCUUGCUAUGUUCAAACAUGUAAUGUUAUUCAAGCAAUCAUUUUGAUGCCUAUGACUGAGAAAUCAGCCGUCUUGGACCACAAAAUUUACCAUACAGUGUUACAUCCCAUUGCAAUUCCACAGUGUAGAUUGUGUGCUACUUUGUUGCUGUUUCACCUACAUUCACGAAACACACAGAUCUGAUGAUCUGACAUUAUUGUGGUUUUAUGGCAUCACAAUUGGGAACAUUACUCUCAGUCAAUGCCAUCCCUUUGUAUACCAACUCACAUCGUACUUUGGUAUACAUGAAUGAUAAAGUUCUUUCAAUAUACACUAUUUAACCUUUCUAGGUCUUGUAUACUGGUACACAUGUACUUGAUUACUGAUCAGUCUAAUGUUAGGGUAUACAGUUUACAGCCUUUCUAAGGGAGACAAGUCUGUCCUUAAAUACUUAUAUAAUAGAAUUAGAAGAAAUAUAUCUGUCCAAAUUUUCAAUGUAGGAUAGUUGUGUCUGUUCCAAUGUUAUGUAGUCGUAGUGUAGUUUUGUUCUGUUUAUCUGGUACAGGAAUUCAACGUUUUGACUUUCCCUUAUUUUCAUCAGUAGCAAUAAUCCUGUUAAGUUUAUAGCAAAUAUAGUAUUGUAGUUUAUAGUGUUGUUCUUUAUUUGUUUGAAAUCGUAUGUUUGAAAUAACUUACUUGGCAUAUUGAGUUUUUACAUGCAGCAUUCAGUUUGACUUUCAGAAUUAAUUUCACAUUCUAGGUUAUUUAUUUCAAGAUUAUAACUCAUGCUUUCAGAAUCAUUUCAUGGUGGUAUUUAGGGACAUAUUUGCCCUCCUGUUGGUGGCAGUAACCAGACACAGCCUGCUGGGUCAGUAAUUAUCUUAUAUGUUGUAGAUAAUGUUUAGUUAUUUCCUGGUGUCUUGUGUAUAGUCGCCAAUAAGGAAUGCUACAAGUACUUUAUAGGUUCCAGCCAGUAAGGUAUUUCAAGAAAUUUGCUGGAAAAAUUUAUCAAGCAUGUCUUUGCUAAAGUGUUUUUAUCAUACAGUUCUUCAACAGAAACAUAUGGUAGUAAUGUUAGUACAAGACAAUGUUUUUAUAUACUUGAGUUUACCUAUAAACAGUUUUGUAAAAAAAAUACUGUUGAGUCCUGGUGAGAUUUCAAUCACAUUUCCUAUAACACGCAGAGAUUUGAAAUAUGAGGUGAUGCUAUAAAAAAUUCACUGACAUCUAUUGACCUUCUGCCAUUUCCCAGCAUAGGAUUAGUUGGGAAGGGGUAGGAGGCUGAAUGUGUUAAAAAUGAUUCUGUGCAGUGUUGGUGAGAUUCCUAGCCAUCCCACUCUUUAAUUCUUAAAUAGCAAUGGUUCACUAAUUUAAUUGUCUAAAAGGCUUUGACCUUAAGUCAUUGGCAGUUAUCUACAGAGGAUGACAUAAACCAAAUAACAUAACCACACUCAACAAGUGAUCAAAACAUAGCAUUUGUAAGGAAGACACUAUAUUUUGGUGUCUUACCAGUUACACAGUCAUAACCAUAGUAAGAUAGACACAUGUAGUGUCUAUCCAGUUACAUAAUCUUAACCAUAUAGACAUGUUUUGUCUUGCCAGUUUCACCAUCUUAACCAUGUAAGAAUGUAGACACAACCAAAGGAAGAUGGUGUUUUACUAGUUAAAAAAUCUGAACCAUAAAUACCACAGCUUCUGUCGUCUGUCGAGCUUUUCCUACAAGUGCUACUAGUCAUGAAUGACGGAGUGAAUUUUAACCAAAAAUGGUAAAUAUCGGGCAAGAGAAGCUGGGCCCAAUAUAGGAAUUAGGGUAAAUUCUUUGAAAUUGUUCUUUGUAUGUGGGAUUGCCUGGAUUCUGUCCCAAUUUGGUCCGAGAUAGGCUUGAGUGAAGAGGGAUCAAUUUUUUGUGAACAGUGGCUUUCCAACUCCCAAGAUGAGAGGGAUGGGGCCCCAUAGUGGAAACGGAGCAAAAUUUCUUAAAUCCUUCUGUUGUAACGAUUUGAUUUUGUCCAGAUUUGAUCUGCAGCAUCCUUGGUGAGGAAAAUACAGUUUUGUACACACUGUACAUUAACCCUCUCUAGGAGGAGGGGGCCAAAUAGGGAAAAUAUUUAACCUUCAAUUUUGUAAUCGAUCAAUUUCAACAAGCUCAACCAGGUGAGCAAUACAGGCAUUAUGAGCUUCUUAUUAUAAAAGACAUCUGGGGUGUCUUACCAUUUACAAUAGCUUGAUCCUAUCGACACACGGUGUCUUUCAGUUGCACCAUCUUACUCUGACAGACACAUGUGGUGUCUUACAAGUCAUAAUAUCUUAACAAUAAUAUGUUGUCUUAAUAGUUUACAUUAUCUUAAUCAUAGGAAUAUAGACACUAGUGGUGUCUUACCAGCUGUCACUUAAACAACAGUGAGUUGUUGACCACUUCAAGCAAAAACUUGAACUGAAUAUCCACACAUCACCAAUAGUUCACUACAUUGCUAACUUGGAGCUUGGAAGUAAUCACUUUGAAAAAGUAUAAGAAAUAUAAUUAAUAUAUUUUACAAAUAUACCAUUUAUGUAAUUGUAUGUCACAGUAUUUUCCCAUACUACCUCUUUGUAUAAAAUACAAUAUACAGCUAUGGAUGCAUCUGAAUAAACCUCUUUUA